UCUGUUCGUAUUUUUAUUUUUCAGUCAAUCAAACACAGAACACAGUUAACUUUGGUUAAACUUUCACUUUACUUUGUCUUGGUCAGUGCUUAAUUAAAAUUCACAGGUUAAUUCUAGUAAGGAAACAAGUUUUCGAAUGGAAUGUCUACCCAACCCGUUUGAAAUACCAUAGAAUCGCCCUAGUUAAAUCACGCAUAUUUUAUGCCAUUCUUAACGUUCCAAUAGCAUAAGUCACCCACUUGUUUAUGAUUUUGAUAUCAUCGAUGAUUUAUUACACAGUCAAGUUACACUAUUAAAUGUAGUGCUGUAACUUAUAACUGCAAAAUGCCUGACACUGUCGAAUCAAAUUUGUUGAGAGUGCUUAAAGGUUUGCCUUUAGAAGCAGAUGAAGCAGAGAUAUGCGAUUUUUCACUGGAGGAGCAGAGAGAAGUAUUGGAGUCUCAGGGAAUUCAGCCACAAAUAGAUCCAAACUAUAAACCAAUCGUAAAGGACACAGUUACAUACGUUGUUGCAUGUGUACUUUUAAAUGAACGCAAAGAAGUUCUUAUGAUACAAGAAGCAAAACAGUCGUGUGCAGGCAAAUGGUACUUACCAGCUGGUAGAAUGGAAAAAGGUGAAACUAUUGUGGAUGCCUGUAAAAGGGAGGUCUUGGAAGAGACAGGUCUAGAAAUGGAAUGUACCACUCUGCUAAUUGUAGAAAGUGCUGGGGGGGUUUGGUUCAGGUUUGUUUUAACUGGGACAAUAACAGGGGGUACUCUAAAAACACCAGCGCAAGCAGACAAGGAAUCCUUGCAGGCUAAAUGGGUUGGAAAUAUAAAUGAACUCGCAUUGAGGGCGUCAGAUAUCAUGCCAUUAGUUGAGAAAACAAGGGCUUAUGUGGAAGCCAGGGCUAAGAGCGACCCUUCCUGGCAUCAAGACAAGCUUCCAGCUUUGAGACCUCACGAAAUGCUGCUCCUCAGGUUGGUUGUCGUUACGAAAAAGAAGGCAACAAACAGGGUGCAUAUACUUUUAAGCGAGCGAAAUACGUGGCAUUUACCCACUGCGCAGGUCAACCCCGGGAAAAGUCUACACUGGACGCUGAGGAAGUUUAUGAUGGACAUUUUCGGGGCUGAAGUACCAUCGCAUAAGCCACACGGAUUUCUAUUGGUGGAACAUGAUCCAAGAGAAAACAAAGAUGGCGCCUGUUUGACACUUCUGGUUUCCUUUAGAGCACCUUUAGAAGAAGUACCUAUCAUAGGAAAGUACGUAUGGCACGAGGUGUCAAAAAAUUUAGGGGACAAAUUAUUACAAAGGGUGGUCUCGCGAAAUUCCACAUUCCAAUUUCACGUGGUCCAGUGAAAUAAUAAUAAAUAAUGUACCUUAUAUCGUUUUUUCUUAAAAUAAUAUAUAUUGAAUAAAUAUGUUAAAAAAGCGCUUAAAAUAGUUUUGAAAGACUUUUGAGAUUAGAUACACAUUGUAUAAAAAUAAAUAAAAUUAAUAAUU
Sitophilus oryzae (rice weevil) is the source of this 1482-nucleotide messenger RNA. Its product is annotated as 8-oxo-dGDP phosphatase NUDT18. The coding region runs from base 325 to 1338 and encodes 337 amino acids. The record is from RefSeq and is a predicted model, not a curated record. Gene Ontology annotation, molecular function: magnesium ion binding; 8-oxo-dGDP phosphatase activity; 8-oxo-GDP phosphatase activity. The transcript has 5 exons. Lineage: Eukaryota; Metazoa; Arthropoda; Insecta; Coleoptera; Curculionidae.